Panicum virgatum (switchgrass) is the source of this 3525-nucleotide messenger RNA. RefSeq names its product LEAF RUST 10 DISEASE-RESISTANCE LOCUS RECEPTOR-LIKE PROTEIN KINASE-like 2.4. NCBI's taxonomy places the organism in Eukaryota, Viridiplantae, Streptophyta, Magnoliopsida, Poales, Poaceae. Gene Ontology annotation, molecular function: protein kinase activity; ATP binding; polysaccharide binding. The transcript is spliced from 3 exons. The record is from RefSeq and is a predicted model, not a curated record. Gene Ontology annotation, biological process: protein phosphorylation. The coding region runs from base 1251 to 3194 and encodes 647 amino acids.
AAACAAGGGUGACGUUGCUACCUACUACGAGUGCGCGGAAUGUGUGAAACACUUCCUACAUGCCUGGUUCGCAUCACUGAAUUGACAAGUUAGCUAGCACGGGCUCUGUUAGGCAACUGUCCAGAACCGUUUACUUCCUUGCGCAUCUAGAACACGUGAUUUCAGUUGCUGCAGGCUCCUUGUUUGAGCGACAGCACACUGGCCGUGAGAGCAGAGACCGCCACGCGAGUAUCAGCCGCUUUAUUUUUAAGCUAUGUCACAUCCGAUGUUUGAUGCUAAUUAGAAGCAUGAUUAAUAACAAAAUAAAUUACAUAAUCCCAAGGCUGAUUCGCGAGACGAAUCUAAACCUAAUUAGUCUAUGAUUAACCCAUGUGAUGCUACAGUAAACAUAUGCUAAUUAUAAAUUAAUUAAACUUAAUAAAUUCGUCUAGUGAAUAAACCUUGGACUUAAGCAGUUAGUUUUAUAAUUAGUUUAUAUUUAAUUUUUCUAAUUGGCAUUGGAACAUUUGAUCAUUCUCAAUAGGGGUUUCAUGAAGGAUUUUAUGGUAUUAAAUAUUAUUAAUUUUGCUGAUAUGACAAUAAGAGAUAAAAUUUUAUGGGAUGUGAGAGAAUUUCAUCAGCAUGAAACUCAUCUAACACGGUUACCUAGUUCCCGCCUUUCCGGUCUAGAUAACUCUGCCAUAAAACUGUGCAUUGCGACUGGAUGUCAUAGGAUUUUAAAUUAUUUGAUCCAAACACCCAAGGCCGGAGAAAAGCGUACUAGCUUGUGUUCACUUCGACUCUUGACUACGGUGGUUUCUAAAAGGCCAAAACAGAACCGACUGGGUCCCUUUUGUUUACUAGUGCGGCAGACUUUCUAACUGCUGACCACACCGGCACGUUGAACACAAAACCUUCUAGCGAGGAUUCAUUAUUCAUAGAGGAAAUACGGAUCCAGUCAUCCAGAACCAAGACCGAGGACCUUUCUUCCAUGGACGGCAGCCAAUGAAAACCACGCGGGUGUGCACGCAAGAACGCGGGAGGCGCCACCACCUGACUUCGCCGAGGGAGUAAUUGGCAUCUUGCGAGAUCCAGCAGCUGGUCACGGUCAGCCACGCGCUCUUCCCAUCGCUUCGCCGCCAUCUCCCUCUCGUCCGCCACCCCCCGUAGGCCUUCUGAGAAAGUCUCCUCGACCAGGGGCCUGGCAGCCUUAUUAACGGAGGCGGGGCGGCCACCAGACCAAGAAGCUAGGAAAAGUAACCUGUUCGGCCAUGGAUCUCUUGCUACACCGCCGCCUGCCGCCGCUCCUCCUCGCCGUCGUCUUGGUCGCCGCCUCCCAUGUCGUUCCUUCCAGCGGGGACGGCGGCGGCUACGACGCCUCCUUGUGCCUGCGGCAGCCCUACACCUGCGGCAACGUCACCAUCAAGUACCCGUUCUACAGAAAGACGGGAGCUCUGCUGGAGAACUCCAGCUCGUACUGCGGCUACCCCGGCCUGGAGAUCCAGUGCGAGGACGGGAAGGCGUUCCUGGAGCUCGAGAGCGGCAACUACACCGUCUCGAGCAUCGACUACGACAACCUCACAGUCCAGCUCGUCGAUCCCGAGGUCGUCGACGGGAGGAGCUGCCCCUGGACCGACCACAACGUGACGUUUCGGAGCUUCGAAUGGUUCUACUAUCCCAACACCACGGUCGACCUCCUCUUCUUCCUCAAUUGCAACUUCCUCUCCUCCGACUUGUUCCGGCCGUCAGACUCCAACUCCACCGCCUGCAAAUUCGAUGGCGGCGGGCAGCAGGCGUGGCCUGGGAUGUCCUUCGUGUUCUUGGAGCAAGACGUGCCGUUCCGGGACACGAACUGGUGGCGGAACUGCAGCGUAGUUAUCGAAGUGCCCGUGCUCAGAUUUGGUCUCCCUCUUGAUCCACAAAAUGAUCCCACAUGGAAGGACGGUGGGUACAGCAGCAGCCUUCGUGACGGAUUCCAGUUGGCGUUGAAUCAGAGUCAGAAGCUCCCGGCGUGUGACCAGUGCGAGCGAUCGAAGGGGCAGUGCGGCCACAACCAGACGGGGGGAUUCGUAGCCUGCUUGUGCUCCGGAGGCCGAGUCAGCGCUGCUCACAAUUGCACCGCCGAACCUUCCGGCGGAACAUCAAAAGGGCAAAAAGGAGUGAUUAUUGGUGUCUCGGCUGCUGCUGGUCUUGCCGUGCUUGCUGUUGCCGCAGUUUUGUCCUUGACUAGGAAAUAUGGAUUGCUGCCCUAUAAAUCAAAGCACGAACCAAGGAUUGAGUCCUUUCUGCAAAAGAACAGGAACCUUUAUCCAAAAAGAUACAGUUAUGCAGGUUUGAAAAGAAUGACGAGAUCAUUUUCUGUAAAGCUAGGCCAAGGUGGAUUUGGUGCUGUAUACAGAGGCAGCCUCUCUAAUGGCUGCCAGGUAGCAAUUAAGAUGCUAAAAGACACCAAGGGUGAUGGGGAAGAAUUUAUGAAUGAGGUGGCAAGCAUUAGCAGAACCUCUCAUGUCAAUGUUGUUACACUUUUAGGAUUUUGUUUGGAAGGAUCCAAAAGGGCUCUCAUUUAUGAGUACAUGCCUAAUGGUUCACUUGAAAGGUAUGCCUUCAGCAGCAGUAUGAACAAUGAAAAUACUCUAAGCUGGGAGAAAUUAUUUGACAUAGCAAUUGGCAUUGCAAGAGGACUUGAGUAUCUUCACCGAGGAUGCAAUACUCGCAUCGUACAUUUUGAUAUCAAACCCCACAAUAUUCUAUUAGAUCAGGAUUUCUGCCCUAAGAUAUCUGAUUUUGGACUGGCCAAGCUAUGCCUGAAUAAAGAGAGCGUUGUCUCUAUUUGUGGUGCAAGAGGAACAAUAGGCUAUAUUGCCCCUGAGGUCUAUUCAAAAAGAUUUGGAACAGUAAGCAGCAAAUCUGAUGUCUACAGUUAUGGAAUGAUGGUACUUGAGAUGGUUGGGGCAAGGGACAAGAAUAUCAGUGGAGAUAGUGAAUCUAGUACCCAGUACUUCCCUCAAUGGAUCUAUGAACAUGUGGAUGAAUACUGCAUCAGUGCUUCUGAGAUUAAUGGUGAGACCACAGAGCUUGUGAGAAAGAUGAUAGUGGUAGGUCUGUGGUGCAUACAAGUGCUUCCAACUGAUCGGCCAACAAUGACUAGAGUCGUCGAGAUGCUAGAAUGCAGCACAAGUAAUCUGGAGUUGCCACCAAAGGUGCUCUGGAGUUGAUAAGGGUCCAUUUAUGUUCCUAAUAAGGUGUAGCUCACUGGUACCAGGUUGCACAAAGUGCAAAUAUUUGCUGUACAUUGGAAAACUAAGGGUAUGAUAAGCUUCUUCUUCCUAAAACUAAACACCUCCAUGCUUUUCAAAGCACAUAACAGUUAUAGCCAGAUAGUGCUCAGGUCCAAUCAAUCAUUUUGGAAUUCUUCACUUUCACAAUCUUUUCCUAGAGUGAACUCUUUUCCACCUAAAGAAUCGAAUUCUUCUGAUGUAUUACCACACAUUUUUACUGGUCAUAGAAAGACAUGGUCAUAUAAUUUUUACUGUCUUUAGUUACAAA